Saccostrea cuccullata (small rock oyster) is the source of this 723-nucleotide messenger RNA. RefSeq names its product E3 ubiquitin-protein ligase TRIM36-like. Lineage: Eukaryota; Metazoa; Mollusca; Bivalvia; Ostreida; Ostreidae. Gene Ontology annotation, molecular function: zinc ion binding. The record is from RefSeq and is a predicted model, not a curated record. Bases 1 to 723 code for a protein of 240 amino acids. The transcript has a single exon.
AUGGCAGCAAGAAGAUAUUCAUCUCAACAUGCUAAAGCCAUCGUUAAAUGUGAGAACUGUGAGAAAAAUCCCUCACAAUAUAUAUGCAAAACAUGUCCUGGUCAUCUUUGUAAGGAGUGCAAAAUAGAUCACGAGUCCAGAAAAAUAACAAAAAAUCACGAAAUUACACACGUUAACAAAAAUAUGGAGGGGGCACUGUGUUUACUAUUCUGUAGAAGGCACGCAGUAAAGAAAUUGGAGUUGUAUUGCUCUCUUUGCAAAGAGCCUAUCUGCACUAAAUGCCACAUAGAGUCCCAUAAUGGACAUAAAAUGGAAGAACUAGCAACUGUAUACAAUGAAAUAAGAUGCGAACUUGAAAACAAAAAGGAGUACAUAGAAGGGGAGCUUAUGCCGCGAUAUAGAGAAUUGUUAUCUGAUGAGAACAUCAAAAAAUCAGAAAUAUCAAAAAGAACCGACGAAGUUCGAAAACAAAUAGAAGACCACAAAAAAUCAAUAAUAGAGCAGGUUACGAUGAUAGAAGAGAAUACGCUACAGAUUCUACGAAAUGAGGAAAAAUUGGCCAUAGAAUCAGUUGAGAAAACAGAAAAUGAAAUCAAAAGGAGAAUUGAAACACUGAAGAAUAUCAAAGAGGACAUUUCUAACACUUUGGUUGCAAACCCAGACGUCACAUUUUUCAAAGCAGCAUCAACAGCAUCUUGCAAGAAAUUCAAGUAUUCCCAAUAA